Messenger RNA from Lethenteron reissneri (Far Eastern brook lamprey), 4958 nucleotides. Its product is annotated as mucin-like protein. Gene Ontology annotation, biological process: cell-matrix adhesion. The record is from RefSeq and is a predicted model, not a curated record. Gene Ontology annotation, molecular function: calcium ion binding. Lineage: Eukaryota; Metazoa; Chordata; Hyperoartia; Petromyzontiformes; Petromyzontidae.
CAGCCUAAACCGUGUGAGCAAGAAUGCUCUAACACCAUCGGAAGCUACAAGUGCUCGUGUUCUCCUGGGUUCACGCAGGAUCUUGUUGUUGCUAACAGAUGCAUUGAUGUUGAUGAGUGCCAGAGUAAUCCUUGCACAAAUUCUGGCACCUGUCAAAACAUGGUAAAUAAAUUCUCCUGCCAUUGUACCAGUGGGUGGACCGGUGUCUACUGUGAUGAAGAUGUAAAUGAAUGUGCCUCUAGACCAUGCUCCCAUGGAGGAACCUGUGUCAACACACCGGGCUCCUUCUCUUGCAGCUGUGCACCCGGUUGGAGUGGGACCCUCUGUACACUGCUUGUGGAUGAAUGUGCUUCCAACCCGUGCAUCCACGGCACCUGUGUGGAUCAGGUCAACGCCUUCUUCUGCAGAUGUGACGAGGGGUGGUCAGGCGACACAUGCACUACGAACAUCGACGACUGCGUGAAUGCACAGUGCCAAAAUGGUGCAACCUGCAUUGACAUUCUGAAGGGAUACAACUGUUCCUGUGUGCUGGGAUACAAAGGGCAAUACUGCCAAUACAAUAUCGAUGACUGCAUUGGAAAUAAGUGUCAGCACAAUAGCACAUGUCUGGAUGAUGUCAAUAGUUACAUGUGCCUUUGUCCGCGUGGAUGGACUGGUCUUCGCUGUGAAACUGACAUUGAUGAGUGCAAUGCUCGACCUCCCUGCCACGGAACGCUUGGGCUCUGUACCAACACGCCUGGCUCAUACGCUUGCUCGUGCAAGCCUGGCUAUGAGGGAGAUGGCAUUCAGUGCUUCGAGAAGAGGCUCUUCGAUUAUGGGAGAAAUGUGUACGACCAAAGUCCGUAUAUUUGGGACACAGACUACGUGUCUCCGUUCUUCUCACCACCGUACGGAUUUCCAUUCGGAACCAGGUUCUACCAACAAUUGUAUUUCACAGACAACGGGUUGAUUGUGUUCAAAGAAAACGAAGACCAAUCAAAGUUUGCUUAUCCCAAUCCAACUAGAAAUUCAUGGUGGUACUAUCCUCCCAUGAUUGCAGUUUUCUGGGACGAUUGUGACUUCUCAUCUGGCAUUGGAAAAAUAUAUUACCAGGAGUAUGACUUUACUGUGGGCAACCCGAGCCAAGAUGCAAAACAGCUCCGUGACAAGGUGCAGGCCCAGGUCCGAGCCAACUUCAGCUCUACGUCGGAUAUACAAAACUAUGUGCCCACCUGGAUGUUAAAGAUCACCUGGGAGGAAGCUCCUGCUGUGCCAGCAAGCAACAAUGGCAGAUAUACAAACACAUUCCAAGCCAUCCUGAGCACAGAUGGCAUAUUUUCAUUCUGCCUACAAAUAUUUAAGGAUGGAGGCAUGCGAUGGAGAACUGAAGUUAGGGAUGUCAACAAUGUUGUCAUGGGCUUCAUGAGUGGAUACGGAAAUAGCCCUUACAUUGAACCAAUCUCACUGUCGUCAAAUGCCACCGUACGAUAUCGUCCAGACCAGGCUGUUGGAACAAAUACAGGCUUGAAGGGGAGAUCAGCACUCAGGUUGGAUCUUAACUCAGUGUAUACCAAAAAUCCAAAACGCGAAUGCCUAAAUUGGUAUCAAAGUGAGGGAUACGCCCCCUACUUCAGUCCCUUCACUACCUGCCCUUGCUUCUACUGGCAAGGGUAUUUUGACAUGUCCUACGUUGACGGGAACAUCAUACAAAUGUAUGGCUACAAUCCUCCCUACGUCUCAGGAGCAUCUCGGAGUCUGCAGAGCCUUUGGCCAGACUACAAUCGUGGAGGGGUGAGAUGCCACUAUAGCUGGUCGGGCUCUCUGCUGUCUGGUGGUUACGAGAGGUAUCUGCCCACUCCUUGGAACUAUUGGUCGUGGUGGUGGUGGGGUGGGGCGUAUUAUAUGCAACAACAAAGACAAGAAUAUCAACAAAAGGAAGCGGAUCCCUACCGAUACUGCUGUCAGUCUGGAGACAGUCGGCUGUGUCGCCUGUACCAAGAGAAACGCCCUCGCAACCAAUGCUCCUUCUACAGGCCUCCCUUCUUCGCGUUUCUCCUUGGCGACCCUCACAUCACGACGCUGGACAACGUCUCGUACACCUUUAACGGCCUAGGAGAGUACACGGUCUUGGAGGUGUCUGCCAAUCAGAACCAUUUCACCAUGCAGGCCCGGACGGCGAUCGCAGGGUCCAAUGGGACCUCAAAAGCCACGUCGUUUGUGGCCAUCGUGGCCCAAGAAAAUGGCAGCAGCAAGGUUGAAUGGAUUCUCAAAGAUAACAUCACUGUCGUGCUAUUAGAUAGUCAAGUUACUCAAGUCUCAGAAAACAAAACGUUUUUCAACCAGACGUCAGUCGAGCUGUCGUAUGGGUCAGUCGUCGCGUCGUUCCCAUCGGGUAUCUCCGUGAAUGUGACGGCUUCUUAUGGGGCGCUCAACUUCAUCACCCUGCUACCCCAAAAAUUCGUCAACCAAACGCAAGGCUUGCUGGGUGUUUUCAACGGUGAUCCUAAAGAUGAUUUUAAAUCUAAGAAUGGCACUGUGCUGCCCUUCGAUGGAACAAAUAUCCCUCCAGAGAACCAGCUAUACUAUGAUUUUGGAGUCACAUGGCAAAUCGCUGCAAACACGAGCUUGUUUUCCUACAACACCAAUGCUGGGGAGAGCUGGCACACCUACAACAACAACAGCUUUGUGCCGAUGUUUUAUGAAGAACUCCUUAAUCGGACAUCGGCCGAAAAGCUGGCCAACGUCAGCGAUUCCUGCGGAGGGCAAAAGGACUGCAUUUUUGAUGUGCUCAGCACUGACGACCCCAAGUUUGGAAUGGCCACGAAGAACAGCGCUGGAGAAUUUGGAUCACAGGGCCAAACACUGCAAAACUUCCCUCCCAACAUUACAAGCAGCGGACAGCUCUCGACCAAAGUGAAUUCCACGGUGUGGGCCAGAGUAAUUGCAGAGGACCCCAAUAACGACACCAUUGUCUUCACCCUUACGACAAACUCAUCAGGCCUCACGAUUACAAGCGAUGGGAAUUUGACGUGGAGUCCCAGAAGCUCGGAGCCAGCGUUUGGCGUGGUGAGCGCCAGCGACGGCAAGGCCUCCUCUGCGUUGCUGCUCAACCUCACUCUGUGCAACUGCAGCGCGAACUCCAUGUGCCUCUCCAACCAGACCACCCUGAGCAUCAAUGGCAGCGACGGAUCCACUUUUCAGGUUUCCAGCUGUCUGUGUGAUCCUGGCUACGCGGGAGCGUUCUGCACGGACGACUACAAUGCCUGUGUAGACAGCCCUUGCCAUCCUGGAGUGAACUGCACGGAUGAUCCUGCACCCUCCCUAGGCUUUUCGUGUGGGCCCUGUCCCGCUGGGCUCACAGGCAACGGGAGCAAGUGUUUCGAUGUGGACGAGUGCAUGUUACAGCUGUCUACGUGUAAUCAAACGUGCACGAAUAUAUUUAAUGGCUACACGUGCAGCUGCAAUGAGGGCUACCGUAAUGUCACCAUGAACAGCGACAGAUGUGAAGACAUUGAUGAGUGUGCCCUGAAUUCAUCUCUUUGUGUCAACAAUGCCCAUUGUGUAAACACACCUGGAAACUAUGACUGCAGAUGCAAUGCUGGCUUCAGAGGAGAUGGAUUUAUGGUUUGUAAAGAUGAAGAUGAAUGUUCAGUCGGAAAUAAUCCCUGCUCAUCCGUAAACAAUUCAUUUUGCGAAAAUAACAUCGGGUCCUAUUCCUGCGUCUGCACUUCCGGCUAUAAUGGCACAACUUGUGAAGAUAUAAAUGAAUGCAUAAGUGGGCAGAACACUUGUUCAGUCGACGCCAAUUGCACCAAUACGAUCGGCUCCUAUACUUGUGCAUGCAAACUGGGCUAUGAAGGAAAUGGCAGGGACUGUUUGGAUAUCAACGAAUGUAUGAGGGGAACAAACAAUUGUAAUAGCAGUAUAUCGGAAUGUAUGAACAAUAAUGGGUCAUAUUACUGCACCUGUGCUCUUGGAUUCACUGGGAAUGGAACCUACUGCACAGAUAUAAAUGAAUGCACGGCCAAUCCAUACUUGUGCCAGGACACAGAAGAAUGUAUGAAUAUUUUUGGAAGCUACAAAUGCGAGUGCUUACCAGGCUACAAAAGGAAUGGAACAGUUUGUACAGAUGUUGAUGAGUGCAAGGAAAACCAACCGUGUGACGCGAACACGAUGGUGUGCAGCAACACGAUGGGAUCAUACACAUGUCCGUGCCAGGCGGGAUACCAGUAUAAUAGCACACUUCGAAUCUGUACUGACACGGACGAGUGCGUCGUUUCAUCGUUAAACAACUGCUCGAGGACGACAGGGCUCUGCCUAAAUUUCGAUGGAAGUUUCAAGUGCCAGUGCAUCGCUGGCUACACAGGAGAUGGAGUCACGUGCACAGAUAUCGAUGAGUGUAAUCCACCGGAAAAUACAACGCAGCCCUGCAAAGGCCCUGUCGGAGUGAGAUGUAACAACACCAUUGGCCACUACACAUGUAGCUGUCCCCUUGGAUACUACUUGGACAGUGAUGGAACCACAUGCAAAGAUGUUGAUGAAUGCAUCAGAGGACUCCACAACUGCACCCAGAACUGCACGAACACCGAAGGAGGCUUUACCUGCAGCUGCUUUGCCCGUUUCAGCUCUGUGAAUGGGACUUGUAAACCAAACCAAACUUGUGUGACGGAUGUUUGCAAUGGAACUGGAGACUGUUACAUUGAUGAAACAACUCUCCCAGGAUGUUCCUGCAAUCAUGGGUACACCCUCAAUGGCACGAGCAAAACGCAAUGCAUCAAUAUUGAUGAGUGCAGCUUGUCCGUGGCUGAUGGACAGUACACCUUGCGACUCCAUAUACGGGACAUGCACUGACACAAUCGGCAGCUUCAAGUGUGGAUGUGUGGCUGGGUACGUGGUCGUUAGCGACAGCCGGACCUGCCAAGACGUGGACGAGUGUCAGAGCGGAAUCUACAACUGCACUCAGUAUUCCUCGUGUCGUA